Messenger RNA from Toxorhynchites rutilus septentrionalis, 1798 nucleotides. RefSeq names its product general odorant-binding protein 70 (gene Obp73a). The transcript is spliced from 5 exons. The record is from RefSeq and is a predicted model, not a curated record. Gene Ontology annotation, molecular function: odorant binding. Lineage: Eukaryota; Metazoa; Arthropoda; Insecta; Diptera; Culicidae. Bases 325 to 897 code for a protein of 190 amino acids.
AGCCCGAAUCGAAAUUCAAACGAAAUAGUGUGGGCAACAAAUAGCUGCGUGAAUGAACUGCAGCCGCGCUCAAGUGGCUCAUAAGUGAUCGUGUUGCGUUGAGAGAAGGGUGUACUUUUCUGUGCCGAACGCUAUUAGUCCGUGUGUUUGCUUUUGGUAACCUUUAUCCACCCGCUUACCACCCCCACAAAAGUGUACGGACUGUCUUGCGGAAAGGAGUUUAAGUUCAACUAAGUGAUUGAUGAUAAAAGACGAUUCUGCAAGGGUGUAGAGUGUAUACGUAGUGUUUGCAUUGUGUGGUGGUAGUAAACCGCGAUCGUUUCAAUGGCGCGGAUACUGAUUGUUCUGUGCGUGUCGUUCGUACUUUCAGGAUUACCAGCGCAGGCACAGGUGACCAAAAAACGCUGCGUGAGCCAACCGAACGUAUCGAAAAAAGUCAACAGAGUUAUCCAUGAGUGCCAGGAGGAGAUUAAAAUGAAUUUAGUCGAAGACACUAUAAGAGCAUAUAAAGAGAACUGGCACGAUCGUAAAAAGCGCGACGCUAGCGAAUUAGGAUUUCCACACCCCACCGUGGUGUCCAGCGAAGACAAGUGGAUUGCGGGGUGUUUGAUGCAAUGUGUGUACCGCAAAAAUGAUGCCAUAGACAAGAACGGGUGGCCAACGUUGGACGGGUUGGUGAAUCUGUAUACAGAUGGAGUUAAUGAGCAAGGAUACUUCAUGGCCACUUUGCGGGGAGUUGAUCGGUGUCUGAAGGGAACUUCACUGAAGUACAAAGUCAAACGGAAUGAUGUAGGAGGUCAUUUCGAGCAGUGCGGUGUGUCGUUUGACGUAUUUGAUUGCAUUUCCGAUAUGAUCACAGACUAUUGUAGCGAUCAGCCGAAACACGUAUUCACCUAAUCGAUCGAUAUUGAUCAUUCUUCAAUCAUUAUUGUAACUAAAUUAUUCAAACAGAGAAGUGAUGUUAUUUAUACGUUAAAAUGUACUGUUUCUUCCAUCAAAGUUCACAUGUUACACAGUUCAUCCAUUGUAUAUAAGAUAAAAUCAUAAAGACAUAUUGUACAUCAUCAAAUUCUUUCUAUUGAUUUUUCCCAAAUAAAUGGUAAAAUAGUUUUAAAAUAGUUUCAAUGCAUAUUUGAUUGAUCAGUAAAUUCCUUCCAUUUAAUUAAGUGCUGAUAGUUAAAGAUUAGAAGAUUAGAGAAUUAGAAGAAUUCACGGAAUGAAUUACUGAAAAUACAACAAAUGAAAGCAAUUAGAAAGAAAAAGUUAGAACUAUAGAGUUCGUGAAGUGGUACAUUGAAAAUGUAUGUAAUAGUAUACAUAUAAGAAAUGUAUGUAUGUAUAAGCAGGUUGAGGCUUUCGAGUAUUUAAUUUUUGUUCGUUUUUGUCGGAGAUAUCUGCUUUUGUAUAAUAUCAUUUUAAGCGAAUGCAUAAUGAAUAGAAAUGAAUCAUUAAAAUGCUUGUUUUCUGAAAUGAAAUAAAAACGAGAUGUAUUUUUAUCGGCGAUGGACAAGAUGGUUCGUUGAACAUCCUGAAACGUAACCUUCAGUGUCCCGCUUUACAAUGCCAACAAAAAAAAAUCCGGAAAUCGAUUGGCACCCACUAUGUAUCGACUUAAGGAGGAGCUUCAAGGAUGAAAUUGAUGAAAAGUUCGAAGGCAAAGUUCAACAAAACUAUGUAUAAAAAUCAUACAAUUCAGAGGAUUAUGAGAAAACCUUUUAAAGAUUGAUUUUGUUGGAUUGAUACGACUUUAACUCUUCUUUGCAUGUUUUUUUUUCUUUAUUGGUAAAAUAAAUCGAGG